Aspergillus heteromorphus CBS 117.55 is the source of this 567-nucleotide messenger RNA. RefSeq lists its product as uncharacterized. Bases 158 to 316 code for a protein of 52 amino acids. The record is from RefSeq and is a predicted model, not a curated record. The transcript has a single exon. Lineage: Eukaryota; Fungi; Ascomycota; Eurotiomycetes; Eurotiales; Aspergillaceae.
UUUUGUCCUUCUGCUCAUCCGGAUCUUCAGCCCUCUUUCCUCCGUUUAUCGGUGCUUGAGCAUGAGCACAAGCAUGAACAUGAAGAAAAGUAAUCAACUGACUACAACCUAGAUAGUCUGCCACACCCCCCCUCCCAUCCUUCACCUUCUCCCAAUAAUGAUGCGUUGUUCUUUUCUCCCUCUCUUUCUCGUGUUCGCCAUCGCCUGUGCUUUUCUAGACCACCGCCUCUCCCCUGACUUGCAUCCUUCUAGCGCAUCGCCUUCCCAACCUAGAGAAAUUAGGCAGACUGGCAGCGACCCCCGUUCGGCCCUGUGAUUUACGGAGAAAUUCUCGCAAGCCGGCUACUCGGCUCGGCUUGGCUGGGGAGUCGCGUUCUCCGUCUAGGAGCGCCCACGGGAUUAAUUCUGCCGGCCACGUCCAGCCACAUUCUUAGUAUCUGGAUUCUGGGAAGUAUCUAUCUAGUCUGGUGCAGGAUUUCUCGAUUAUCAAAUCUGGCGACCUCGAUAUCGAUCCAGACCUCCACCUGAGCUACGGUGUACUACUCACUCACUCACUCACUACCUUAG